Meleagris gallopavo (turkey) is the source of this 2862-nucleotide messenger RNA. Lineage: Eukaryota; Metazoa; Chordata; Aves; Galliformes; Phasianidae. The record is from RefSeq and is a predicted model, not a curated record.
AUGUCCCCACGUCCCCCAGAGCUGCUCACACAGAGUGUGCUGACAUCGCACCGUGAGACGUCCCAGCUGCAUGUCGAGGAGCUGCAGCUGCGCCGCGGGGAAACCUUCAGCCGUGAGGAGGUCUGUGCCUUCCAGAAAAAGCCGCCGGAGGAGAUGUGGCAGCGCUGCGCCUGCCGGCUCACCGAGGCCAUCCAGCGCGUGGUGGAGUUUGCCAAGCGGCUGCGCGGCUUCAUGGAGCUCAGCCAGAAUGACCAGAUCGUCCUCCUCAAGGCGGGCGCCAUGGAGGUGGUGCUGGUGUGGAUGUGCCGGGCCUUCAACCCCGACAACCGGACCGUCUUCUUCGAGGGCAAGUACGCUGGCGCUGAGCUCUUCAGGUCGCUGGGCUGCCCCGAGCUCAUCGGUUCCAUCUUCGACUUUGCACAGAACCUCUGUGCUCUGCGCUUCUCAGAGGGGGAGGUGGCCCUUUUCAGCGCCAUCGUCCUCAUCAAUGCUACCCGCCCGUGGCUGCAGGACCCAGGGAAGGUGGCCCGGCUGCAGGGACGCCUGGAGGUGGCUUUCCGGCUGCUGCUGCGCAGAACACAGCGUGAGGGGCUGCUGGCCAGGGUGGGUACACGGGGCGAGGUGUCCCGGGGGGGGCGACUUACGGAGUGCCCCACGCAGCUGCAGCAGGAGACGGGGGCCCGCAUCGAGCUGGAGGGGGAAGGUGACAGUGAGGAGAGGCUGCUGCUGAUCUGGGGUUCCCCCAGCCAAGUGUGCAGAGCCAAAGCUGCCGUGCACCAGAUUGUGGCGGAGAGCAUGCCGGUGUCGGAGCAGCUCCACGUGCCGCAGAGAGCUGUCGGGAGGAUCAUCGGCCACGGCGGUGAGACGGUGCGCAGCAUCUGCCGCAGCUCCGGAGCCCAGGUGCAGUGCCAGCACCAGGCCGAGGCCAUGCUGGCUCCGACGCGGCUCAUCCAGAUCUCAGGGACGCAGCGGGAGGUGGAUGCAGCCAAGAAACUCAUCAUGGAGAAGCUGGUGGAGGACACAGCGUUCCGCCAGGAGCUGGCUCAGACCAUGGUGCUGCGGAGUCACCGCAGGGAGCUCCUGGGCAGCCUCAGGGAACCGUUGCUGCAGCCCAAUGGGGAGCAUGGUGCUGGGAAUGGGGGCUCUCUGCCAGGGGGGGCGGCCAUGGAGGAGCUGCAGGAUGGGAGUGAGGCAGCGGAAAAUCUGGCAGUGGUGCCAAAAUUUGAAGUCCCCAGCCCCGAUUUUAGCUUCCACGCAGAUGAGCACCUGGAGGUCUAUGUCUCAGCUGCCGAAAGCCCCAACCAUUUCUGGAUCCAGAUCAUUGGCGAGCGCAGCCUGCAGCUGGACAAGCUGAUCUCUGAGAUGACGCAGCACUACGAGGGGAGCAACUGCGUGGCAGAGCUGGCAGCCGUUCAGGCAGGGGACAUCGUGGCCGCUCCAUAUGCAGACAGCAGCAAUUGGUACCGGGCCCAAGUGCUGGGCAUGCUGGAAAAUGGCAACUUGGACCUCUACUAUGUGGAUUUUGGGGACAACGGGGAGGUGCCCCGAGAGGCUCUGCGAGUGCUGCGGAGCGAUUUCCUGAGCCUGCCCUUCCAGGCCAUCGAGUGUAGCCUGGCUGGGAUCGUGCCUGUGGGGGAGCAGUGGGAUGAGGCAGCGCUGGACGCUUUUGAGCGCCUCACCUGCUGCGCCCAAUGGAAGCCACUGGUGGCCAAAAUCUCCAGCUACACCCAGGCCGGGCUGUGCACGUGGCCACGCAUCAUGCUGUUUGACGUCCACCAUGGCGAGAGCCUUGACAUCGGGGCUGAGCUGGUGCGGCUGGGCCAUGCUGCCCUGCAACCCCACGAGGAGGAGGAGGCAGGGGGUGAAUUCCCGCUGCCAGUGACAGAGGCUGCAGUGGAGUCACCGGAGGACAUGGUGUGCACCUCCCCCGAGAGCCUCCUGUCUGAGCUGCCACCGAGCCCCAGCGCCACACCACUGACCCUCUCCUGCGUCAGCCUGCUGGAUGAGACCCCUGACCGGCUCUGGGGCAGUGCAGAGCCCCCAGCCCAGGGGCUGCUGCUUGGCCCUUCCACUUCCUCACAGCCUCAGAGGGACGACAGCGAGGCCCAGCCCAGCCCCGGCUCCUGGUGCCCCACAGUCCUUGGGGGCCCUGGAACCCACCACACCGUGACACCUGAAGCGCCGCAUCCGAUCGCCUGGAGUGGAGCCCUUUCUGCCAGCAGCCACCCAUCCUUCUCCCAUGGGAACUCUGAUUCUGUCUUCAGCACCGACAACACGCACUACACCAACUUCUGUGUCUUCUCCAGUAGUGCCCAGCCUGGGCCCAGCCCCUUCUCCGGCCCCAUCCCCAUCAGCUCUGGAGGUGAGGAGGAGGAGGGCAGAACCCCACAAGGUGAUGCCUCGGUGACCGGCAGCAGUGACAGUGCGAUGCCAGAGUGGAGCUCCCUGUGAUGCCCUGACCUCGUGUUGGAUGCAUUUUGAGAAGCUAAGUGCCUGCCCCGUGUCACAGCACUCCCUGCAUCAUCAGCGCUGGUUUCACCACCGGUUUCAUCUCCACACCGACUCUGGUUUCCAGCUGCCCUCUGUAACCACUGGAGGAGACAAAGCCGGCCCUGGUGUCCCCAGAUCUCACCAGGAAUGCCUUGGCCCCUCUCUGGAGACCGUGCGGGCACUGCUGUGUUCAUAGGGCCACUCCGUGCCUCGUUUCUGAUGUUUCCCGUUGGGUCGGUGAUGCUGUGGUCACCGUGGGGGCACCUUUCACAUUGUUCUCUCUGCACCGUUGCGGUUCGGUUCUUGUUUUCGCCCCGCUGAGGGGAAGAGCUGUUUGGUUUCCUGGUUGAAUAAAGCCCAGAGGGCACAGGA